AUGAAGAGAGUGUUCAUUCAAAGCGAAGCUAACUCAGCCUAAUCCACUCUUAUCAAAUAACCAGUAUCAUCAAAUACCACUGCAGGUACUUUAAGUUAGAACAACAACUAAAAAGCAAGCACAACUUCAGUUAGCACAAUUUCAUCUGGAGGAUCAUAGGCAUCCACUGCCAGUUCUAAAAAUAGUGCUACCACAAAUACUUUGCAACAAUCGUUAUAAUAAAGCAUACAGAGUUUGGGAUACAGUGACUUGAAUUGUGAAGUAAUUUAGAAACCUCCUCCAGUUCCAACAUAAUAAGAUUGCAUCGUCAAGCAGGAUAUAGGAACUCAAGGACCUCCAGGACCACAAGGACCACAGGGAUUGUAAGGUAAAGUUGGCCCACCUGGCCCACCAGGUAAAGAUGGUCAUGAUGGAUGUCCUGGACCAGCAGGACCACCAGGUCCACCAGGAUGUCAAGGGCCAGAAGGUCCUCCAGGAGAGAAAGGAUGCUAAGGUUUAUAAGGACUACCAGGCUGUGAUGGCUUGCCAGGAUGUUAAGGACCAAAAGGAGAACCGGGCUGCUAAGGACUUGCAGGAUGCUAAGGUUUAUAAGGUUUGUGUGGAAAUUAAGGUCCUCCAGGUUAAUGUGGAGCUGAAGGGCCUUGUGGACCUCCAGGCCCUCCAGGAUGUCAAGGACCAGAAGGACCUCCAGGAUGCUAAGGUCCUAAGGGAGACAAAGGAGAUUGUGGACCAUAAGGUCCUCCAGGUAUUUCAGGAUGUUGUGGGCUAUAAGGAAUUCCAGGUGAAUGUGGGCUCUAAGGCCUUCCAGGAAUUGCAGGAGCUUGUGGCUUGCAAGGGCCACCAGGGCCACAAGGUCCAUGUGGUCCUGCUGGUCCAUGUGGUCCUCCAGGACCUCCUGGCCCGCCAGGUCCUCCUGGUUAACUUGUAAUAAAAUAUGUACCACCUUAAAGAUCUUGUGAUGAAUGGACUUAAAAAAGUAAUUGCUUAGGAUGCAAAGACCUAAAAGCAGAGUAUGAAUUUAGAAUAAGCAUGAAGAAUCAAAACUACUUACUUAAGCAAAUUAUGGUUGUUGGAGGGCAAGGCUUUGAGGAUUUAUCAAAGAUGACAGGCACAGUCACUUAAUAAUUAAACUGGGAUGUGUUAGUAAUAGAUGAAAAACCCUCAAACUUCUUAAGUGGAAUAAACGAUUGGAGAGAAUGCCCUCAAGGUAAAUUUAUCUGGUCUCUAAUGAGAAACCCAGGCUCUGCAACAGUUAUUAAUUCAUUAGGAAUGAUAAAUGCAGCAAGAUGUGCAUAUCCAAAUGGUGUAUCAGCAAGUGAUAAGUACGGAAACUGCUAUAUAGAUAUAAGUCCUGAUCCAAGUAUUUAAAGAUAUGGUACAGCUGGCCCUGAUCCAGAUGGAUAUGAUUACGGAUGUUAAAGAGAAGGGUACUUCGUAGCUGGGUUCAAAUUUUCAGGAAGUGGUCUUCUAAAGGCUGGCACUUUCACCUCCAUUUCCUUUAAGUGUUGUACUCCCAGAUUCUGA
Molecule: messenger RNA, 1524 nt
Organism: Stylonychia lemnae
Lineage: Eukaryota; Ciliophora; Spirotrichea; Sporadotrichida; Oxytrichidae
Source: the annotation of a GenBank genome assembly